CUCAUCAUUAAGCUGUAAAACCCACGAUCUGAAUAUUUCUGAUCAGUUCAUCAGUACUGUCAUUACCAGCCAUGGCCACCGUGAUAAUCUCCUACCUGCUCGUGCUCGUACUCGCCGGAGCGGUGGCGGUGGAGGCCAUUCUGGGAGCGCCGCCGGCUCCGGGGACGUCGGCGGCGAAGGUGCCGGCGGUGCUGGCGUUCGGCGACUCGAUCGUGGACACGGGCAACAACAACUACCUCCCGACCAUCGUCCGCUCCAACUUCCCUCCCUACGGCCGAGACUUCCCCGGCGGCAAGGCCACCGGCAGGUUCUCCGACGGCAAGAUCAGCAUCGACCUCCUCGCGUCAGCGCUGGGGGUGAAGGAGAUGGUGCCGCCGUACCUGAACAAGAGCCUGAGCACGGAGGAGCUGAAGACCGGCGUGAGCUUCGCGUCGGCGGGGAGCGGCUACGACAACGCCACCUGCCGGACCAUGAUGACGCCGCUCACGGUGGAGCGGCAGCUGCAGCUGUUCGACGAGUACAAGGCCCGCCUCGCCGGCGCCGCCGUCCCCGACCGGGCGCUCUACCUCCUCUGCUGGGGCACCAACGACGUCAUCCAGCACUUCACCGUCUCCGACGGCAUGACGGAGCCGGAGUACGCCGACUUCAUGGCGGCGCGGGCGGUCGCCGCCGUCCGCGGGCUCGUCGCCCGCGGGGCGCGCCUGCUCGUCGUCGUCGGCGCGCCGCCCGUCGGGUGCGUCCCGGCGCAGCGGAUCAUCGCCGGCGGCGUGCGGCGGCAGUGCGCCACCCCCCGCAACCAGGUGGCGCUGCUGUACAACCGCAAGCUCGGGCAGGAGAUCGGCCGGCUCAACGCGAAGCUCGCCGGCGUCAAGAUCGUCCUCGUCGACCUCUACAACAUCCUAGCCGACGUCAUGCACCGAUACCAAGCCCUAGGGUUCAAGAACGGGAAGGAUGCGUGCUGUGGAUACAUCGGGUUGGCAGCCAGCGUGCUCUGCAACUUCGCGAGCCCGCUGUGCAACGACCCACCGCAGUACGUGUUCUUCGACAGCUACCACCCCACGGAGAGGGCCUACAAGCUCAUGGUCGAUGAAGUCAUCAAACGUUACCUCCGAUUUCUAUAGCUAGCCACCUACCUACUGGCCGGCUCUCGAUCGAUCAUCUAGCUAGCUUUUUUUCCUUUAUUUUUCCCUUUUUCAGCUCGCAAUAAUUAUUUAUUUGUACACAAUUUUGUAUGCUAUAUAUUCUAGCUCUCAUCACUCCAUCUAUCUAUUGAGGGAACAAGGGUAUACUAAUUAAGUAGGAACUAAUAAACAAGAUAUGCAUAUGGAAUGUUUAAACCCCUUUAGCCUA
Oryza sativa Japonica Group (Japanese rice) is the source of this 1350-nucleotide messenger RNA. Its product is annotated as GDSL esterase/lipase At5g42170. Gene Ontology annotation, biological process: lipid metabolic process. Lineage: Eukaryota; Viridiplantae; Streptophyta; Magnoliopsida; Poales; Poaceae. The record is from RefSeq and is a predicted model, not a curated record. Gene Ontology annotation, molecular function: lipase activity.